AUGCAUACUCAUAUGACUUCAGCCAUUGUAUUGGCAUUGAGCGUAUUAGCCACCACCACCAAUGGACAAACCCUUAAACCACAAACAAACACAUUCAACUCCAACUUCACACUCUCCAGCAAACAAAUUGCUCCUUUAAACCUAUCAUCCGUGGUCGCAAACAACAUCAACAUCGCCACGCAGUUUGAACGCACAAACUGGGCCACAGGCUCCGUCUUUGACGACCCGUUUUACACAAAACUGCCAACAAACGCCACAUCUGCUCCGGCAGGCUCGCUCCUAAAAGUCGAGGCAUUCACCAACACGUCCAGCUACACCAUUGCGCCGACCCUCGCUUUAUCACGGAUCAUAUACCAGUCCAAGACUCUAAACGGGUCACUUGUACCCGUAUCAGCAUACAUCCUAUGGCCGUAUCUGCCCCGAGGAGGGCACAAGGUCGCACCUCUUGUAUCCUGGGGUCAUGGCACGUCAGGAAUCUACCCAGAAUGCGCGCCGUCUCACGUCCGCAAUCUCUGGUAUCAGUUCUCCACGCCGUACAGCCUCGCCUUAGCAGGGUAUGCGGUCGUAGGCACUGAUUAUGCUGGCUUGGGGGUUCCAUUCUACCCUGAUGGCAAGAACAUUACCCAUCAGUACGGCGCAUCUCCCGCCGCUGGUAACGACUUGCUCUAUGCGGCUCAAGCUGCUCAUGCAGCUUUUCCAAACCAACUGAGCAGAGAUUUCGUCGUCAUGGGCCACUCCCAGGGCGGCGGUGCUGCGUGGGCUGCUGCCCAGCAGCAAGUCAGCGCCAAAGUUCCUGGAUAUCUGGGCAGUAUUGCUGCCGCUCCUGUAACGGAUGCGUUCGAGCUGUUUACCACGAACAAGAUUGGAUUAUUUCAAGAAGCCCGAGGGAUAUCCUUGGUUUAUCCUGAGCUAUCCAUCUCUCGUAUCCUGACUGACACUGGCGUUAAGCUAAUGAAUCUCAUUAGUGAUAUCCAGGGUUGCAACUCGGUGUUUGCGACUGCAAUCGUAGGGUUGGUAGGGACGGACUUUCAAAAUCCCAAGGUCGAUCUGGUUAAAACCGAAUUUGCCGACUCACCGUACUCGGAACUUUGGGCAAAUCUUACAACUGCAGGAGGGAAAGACUUCCAAGGGCCAAUGCUCGUGCUACAAGGAAUGGCGGACAAUAUCCUCCCAGAGCACUUAACCACGAAAUAUGUCAACAAGACGUGUGAGAGAUAUCCGCAUAACGAGCUGCAAUACGUCAAGGUGAAUGGCGUCAGCCAUGUACCUGUUAUGUUUGCGGCCCAGCAAAUUUGGCUCGAGUGGCUGGAUAGGCGUUUUUCGAAACAGGGUCCUGCUAACAAUAAAGGCAAAUGCAGUCAGCAAGAGAUUGGUUCAACCGCCCCUCGGCCUCUGAGCGAGUACCAGGGCGAUCUGAACUACUUUUUGGAGUAUUCCUUGGAUUCUUACCAGGUAGCAUAA
Messenger RNA from Pochonia chlamydosporia 170, 1461 nucleotides. Its product is annotated as secretory lipase. The coding region runs from base 1 to 1461 and encodes 486 amino acids. The transcript has a single exon. Gene Ontology annotation, molecular function: triacylglycerol lipase activity. The record is from RefSeq and is a predicted model, not a curated record. NCBI's taxonomy places the organism in Eukaryota, Fungi, Ascomycota, Sordariomycetes, Hypocreales, Clavicipitaceae. Gene Ontology annotation, biological process: lipid catabolic process.